Pogona vitticeps (central bearded dragon) is the source of this 1803-nucleotide messenger RNA. RefSeq names its product MYD88 innate immune signal transduction adaptor (gene MYD88). Gene Ontology annotation, biological process: innate immune response; positive regulation of canonical NF-kappaB signal transduction; MyD88-dependent toll-like receptor signaling pathway. Lineage: Eukaryota; Metazoa; Chordata; Lepidosauria; Squamata; Agamidae. Gene Ontology annotation, cellular component: plasma membrane. Gene Ontology annotation, molecular function: TIR domain binding; Toll-like receptor binding. The record is from RefSeq and is a predicted model, not a curated record.
GCAGCGCCAGCCGUGCCGGGAAGGAGGAAAGCCGGCGGGCGAGGCCGAGAGAGCCCGGGUGGGUCGGUGGGUGCGCGGCUGCCAUGGCGAGCCCGACCCGCAGCCCCAGCCCCGGCUGCAGCAGCAGCAGCGCUGCCGUCCCCUCCUCGCCCGGGGCGCCGUCGGAGCCGGAGGCAUCGUCGGAGGCGCUGCUGUCCCGGGUGCCGCUGGUGGCGCUGAACUUCGCGGUGCGGCGCCGGCUGGCGCUCUUCCUGAACCCGCGGGCGGCGGUGGCGGCGGACUGGGCGUCGCUGGCCGAGGAGCUGGGCUACGACUACCUGGAGAUCAAGCACUUCGAGGGCCUCGCCGACCCCACCGGGCGCCUCCUCGAGGACUGGCAGGCCCGAUGCCCGGAGGGGGCCACCGUCGGCCGCCUGGUCGGGCUCCUCCGCGCCCUCGAGCGCCACGACGUCCUCCAAGACCUCGCGCCCCGCAUCGAAGAGAAUUGCAAAAAGUACCUGCAGAAGAAACAGCAAGAGCUAGCGGAUCGGCCUUUGCAGGUCCCUGCCGUGGACAGCAGCGUUCCCAGGAGCCAUGAAAUGCAGGGCAUCACCACGCGGGAUGAUCCGUUGGGGCAAAGCCCCGAGAUGUUUGAUGCUUUCAUCUGCUACUGCCAGAAUGACAUCCACUUUGUGCAAGAGAUGAUCCAGGAGCUGGAGCAAACCGAACACAAACUGAAACUGUGUGUGUUUGACCGGGACGUUCUGCCGGGAACGUGCGUGUGGUCCAUCACCAGUGAACUUAUAGAGAAGAGGUGUCGGAAGAUGGUGGUUGUCAUCUCAGAUGAUUACCUCAAUAGUGAAGAGUGUGAUUUCCAAACGAAGUUUGCCCUGAGCCUCUCCCCAGGAGCUCGUCUGAAGCGCCUCAUCCCCGUGAAGUGCAAAAGCAUGAAAAAAGAGUUCCCCAGCAUCUUGCGCUUCAUCACGGUUUGCGACUACACCAACCCCACCACCAAAAAAUGGUUCUGGACGCGAUUGGCCAAGUCCCUCUUGCUCCCGUGACGCCGGGCGCAACCCAGCUGCCGAUGGGGGGAUGGCCCUCGUGGCUUGACCGGACAUUGCCUUCAAGAAGCUGAGGGCUUAAGUCUCUCCUCGCCUUCGCUGGGAAGGCGAGCGGCUGGUGAUAAACGCGGCGUGGCAAAGCCUGUGGUAAAAACUCCGCUUCUCAAAUCGUGGACAAGGUUUUUUUUUAAAAAAAGGUCAAGAAGGUAGUGGUAGGCGCAAGUUUUCAUGACGGUUCCCUUAUUUGUUGGGAAAGGAGACUGGUUUGAGCAGCGUUGACAUGUGAAAACGUGGGUCACCCUUGAAUACGUGUUGAAAUUUUGCAGGAUGUGGGACCAUUCUUUUUUUCCUGGUGCAAACAGACAGUGGCCCUGCUUCUGAUGAAGGGAAAGGCCCAGCGGUUUUAAAGCAAACUUAUGGGCUCAUCAGUCUAGCAGGCUCUGUGUUUUAUGACCGCCAAUUCAAAGGUAGUGUCGGGACCGUCCUUGAUAUGUCCAGAAAACUGGUUUGUUCAUCUCUCAUUCUUAACCGAUGUGAGGCAAGAAGGCGUAAGCUUUGCUUCUUUAAAAAGAGUAUAAAUGGCCAGUACUUGGACGAAGAAGUAAAAAAUAGCCGCCUGUUUUCCCUGCUGCAUUCUGUAGCCCAAAACAGCUGAGCUUUUAAAGCAGGCUGAGAUUUCGUGUCCUCUCCACUUGGAUUUUAUCUCUAUUUUUCCUGCCUCAAGGGUUUGGCUUGUGGGGGGGGGGAGGUUUAACUGCUGCAA